Molecule: messenger RNA, 666 nt
Organism: Saccoglossus kowalevskii
Lineage: Eukaryota; Metazoa; Hemichordata; Enteropneusta; Harrimaniidae
Source: RefSeq, a predicted model, not a curated record
AUGGACGUACAGGACUUAUUUGAGACACUUGUUGAUCCCGGACCUGGAAACUUGCCUGAAGGACAACAAGACGAUGCAGGUAAUUACGAGAAAGCGUUACGAACAUUGAACGCGUAUUUCAUACCUCAGCUAAAUGCAAUAUAUGAGAGACAUGUGUUUCGUCAAAUGAAACAAGAGGAGGGUGGAACUAUAGAUCAGUUUAUUUCAAGACUGCAACGCCAAGCACAAAAUUGUGAGUUUACAGAUACUGAUGAACAAAUCAGAGAUCAAGUUAUAGAUAAAUGCAAGUCGUCAUUGUUACGCCGUAAGCUCCUAGAAAAUGGAAAAUCCCUAACCCUAAAAGUGGUGCAAGACACAGCACGGGCCUUAGAAGUAGUUGAUGUUCAAUUAAAGACUAUGGAAGGUGAAUUUAAACGGGAAGUCAACCAAGUCCAUAAAGGUCAACGGUCACAAAAGAAGCCAGGAAGAGAGAGAGAGAAAAAGAAAUGUUAUCGUUGUGGUAAUAAGGGACAUUUCGCCAGGGAUAGGGAACGCCCAGCAAGAUCUGCAAACUGUAACAAAUGUCAUCUAACAGGACAUUUUGCAGUAGUAUGCAAGACUAAGAAACAUACCAAAGGUAACGCAGAGAAAGUUAGUACACAGGGAAACUCAGACAAAGAGAAAUAA